Molecule: messenger RNA, 241 nt
Organism: Geodia barretti
Lineage: Eukaryota; Metazoa; Porifera; Demospongiae; Tetractinellida; Geodiidae
Source: the annotation of a GenBank genome assembly
GGCCCCUUGAGGAAACUUCGGCAGUGGAAAGUAAGCUACGUAAAAAAUAAAAAGGGGGAGGAUCUGCUAAGGCGGCGUGUCACCUCGGACAAUGGCUCAGCUAGCUUACGCUGCUGCUGCUAACGCUACUGGCCCUACUGUGUGGAAGGGUGCUGAGUACGUGAAAGGUGAAUGCUUUGAAGACGGUGCUCCGACCCGAUGUGAGCCAGUUAGAAUGUCGUUUUCUUUCUUUCAACAAGCA